Betta splendens (Siamese fighting fish) is the source of this 3638-nucleotide messenger RNA. It is a transcript of the gene dhtkd1, whose product is annotated as dehydrogenase E1 and transketolase domain containing 1. Gene Ontology annotation, biological process: tricarboxylic acid cycle. The transcript is spliced from 17 exons. Gene Ontology annotation, molecular function: thiamine pyrophosphate binding; oxoglutarate dehydrogenase (succinyl-transferring) activity. The record is from RefSeq and is a predicted model, not a curated record. The coding region runs from base 100 to 2847 and encodes 915 amino acids. Lineage: Eukaryota; Metazoa; Chordata; Actinopteri; Anabantiformes; Osphronemidae.
CGUCUCCGCCCCGGCGUCGCGUGCGUCUCGCGGCAGUAUGGCCGUCGUCCCGUAGCCGCUGCGGUGCCGUCGAGCUCCACACGUCUCCAAACGGGCAACAUGUCGACGGUGCUGCUGCUGAGGGGCUGUGCGCGCAGGCUGCCGGGCUGCUGCUACCACACACACACAGGCGUGUACGGGUACCGACCCAAACGGACCGACAGGGACCACAAGUUACAGAGCGACCGCAUCGCCGCGCUCAACCAAGAUCACGGCCUGGCCCGUCUGGUGGAGACGUACCGAGCACAUGGACACAAGGCAGCUAAAAUUAAUCCUCUACUACCCGAGGAGCCCGUGGCUGAGAGCGUCCCGGAGAUCGACAUGUUGACCGGUACCGUAGGAGGACGACUCAACACCUCAGGUCUGCGGCACUUUGGCAAAGCCGAGGCCUCCGCAGAAGAGGUCCAGGCCUACCUGGAACAGGUCUACUGCGGCCACUUGUCGGUGGAGACCAGCCAGCUGAGCAGCCUGGAGGAGAGGGAGUGGGUCGCCGACCGCUUCGAGGAGCUCGACCGGACGGGCUUCUCCCCUGAGGAGAGGAGGAAACUGGCCAAGAUCAUGCUGGAGUCUCAGGAGUUUGACCACUUCCUGGCGACCAAGUUUGCUACAGUGAAGCGGUACGGAGGCGAAGGGGCAGAGAGCAUGAUGGGUUUCUUCUAUGAGCUGUUCCACCAGUCGGCGCGCAGCGGCGUCACCGACGUCGUCAUCGGCAUGCCCCACAGAGGCCGACUCAACCUGCUGACGGGCCUCCUCAAGUUUCCACCAGAGCUCAUGUUUCGUAAGAUGCGAGGCCUCAGCGAGUUCCCCGAAACCUCGCCUGCCAUCGGUGACGUCCUGUCGCACCUCACUUCCUCAGUGGAGUUGGAUUUCGGAUCCGAGCGGCCGCUGCACGUGACCAUGCUGCCCAACCCGUCUCACCUCGAGGCCAUCAACCCCGUGGCCCAGGGCAAAGCGCGAGCCAGGCAGCAGCUCAGGAAGGAAGGGGACUACUCGCCAGAGGACGAUGCCCAGCCAGGGGACCAGGUCGUCUGCCUGCAGGUUCAUGGCGAUGGCUCCUUCACUGGUCAGGGGAUUGUGCCCGAAACUUUGACCCUCUCCAACCUGCCUCACUACAGAGUGGGUGGGAGCAUCCACCUCAUUGUGAACAACCAAGUGGGCUACACCACUCCGUCAGAGCGGGGCCGGUCGUCCUUGUACUGUAGCGACAUUGGUAAAAUGGUGAACUGUGCCGUGAUCCACGUCAAUGGAGAUUACGCGGAGGAGGUGCUGAGAGCCGCUCGCCUGGCGGUGGAGUACCAGAGGCGCUUCAGGAAGGACGUGAUCCUGGAUCUGAUCUGCUACCGUCAGUGGGGCCACAAUGAGCUGGAUGAGCCGUUCUUCACCAACCCGGCCAUGUACAAGAUCAUACGGUCCCGUAAGAGCAUCCCUGACUCCUACUCAGACCAGCUGAUCUCUGAGGGUCUGAUGACGGAAGCCGAGCGCGAUGACAUCAAAUCCAAAUAUUACGGCUCGCUCAACGACAAGCUGGCCAACAUGACCCUGUACAGCCCCCCGCCCACCAACCUGCAGGGCCGCUGGGGGGGCCUGGCGGAGCCCCAGGACAGCGUCACCACCUGGGACACGGGCGUUCCUGUUCCUCUGCUGCAGUUCGUUGGCGCCAAGUCUGUGGACAUCCCCGAACAGAUUCAGCUGCACAGCCAUCUUUUAAAAACCCACGUCCAGUCCCGGUUGCAGAAGUUGGAGGAAGGAACCAAACUGGACUGGUCCACAGCAGAGGCUCUGGCCUUUGGCUCUUUGCUCUCUCAAGGCUUUAAUAUUCGAAUCAGCGGACAGGAUGUUGGUAGAGGCACAUUCAGCCAGCGACACGCUAUGGUGGUGUGUCAGGACACCAACGACACGUACGUCCCUCUGAAUCACAUCAGCCCUGAGCAGACGGGCUUCCUGGAGGUGUGUAACAGCCCCUUGUCUGAGGAGGCGGUGCUCGGGUUUGAAUACGGUAUGAGCAUCGCGCAGCCCAAGCUUCUUCCCAUAUGGGAGGCUCAGUUUGGAGAUUUCUUCAACGGAGCCCAGAUCAUCUUUGAUACCUUUAUCUCUGGAGGUGAAGCCAAGUGGCUGCUACAGUGUGGGAUGGUGAUCCUGUUGCCUCACGGUUAUGAUGGAGCUGGACCCGAACACUCAUCCUGCCGCAUGGAGCGCUUCCUCCAGAUGUGUGACAGUAAAGAGGAGGGAGUGGACGGUGACAGGGUCAACAUGGCAGUGGUCAACCCCACCACACCUUCUCAGUAUUUCCACCUGCUGAGGCGACAGAUGAUCCGCAACUUCCGCAAACCUCUGAUUGUGGUUGGACCCAAGACGCUGCUGAGGUUUUCUGGGGCUGUGUCCAGUCUGACUGAACUGGCACCAGGAACGUCUUUCAGGCCAGUGUUGGGUGAUACUUCAGUCUCAGCAGAAAGGGUCCAGAAGGUGGUGCUGUGCUCUGGGAAGCAUUACUACGCUCUGCUCAAACAGAGGGAGGCCUCUGCAGCCAACCAGAACACAGCGCUGCUCCGUGUGGAGGAGCUGUGUCCGUUUCCAUUGGACGCUCUGCAGCAGGAGCUCAAAAAGUACCCGAACGCUAAAGAAUUUGUUUGGAGUCAGGAGGAGCCUCAAAACAUGGGCCCCUGGUCGUUUGUAGCUCCCAGGUUUGAGAAGCAGCUGGCCUGCAAACUCCGGUUAGUCAGCCGCCCGGCUCUGCCUGCUCCUGCUGUCGGUAUCGGGAUCCUCCACCAGCAACAACAGGAGGCCAUCCUCAGUGACACCUUCUCCUAGGUCUCACUAAGACUGGAAGCAAAAAAAAACAGUGCUCCCCUACGUACAGUCUGUGGUCUUCCCAUAGGGAGUGGCUGAAUUUCUAGGACCGUCAGUGUGGAUCUGCGGGUCUCAACAUGUUUGUUGGGGAUAGAAAACAAUAGAGAAAAGUGAUGCUGAUAAUUCUUUUUCUAGUCAAACACAAGCUUUAAUCAAGGUCCAAAAGCAAGGCCUGAAUCUCUGUCUUCCUUCUUCUGAUGCUUUUCCACCUUACUGUCAUUCAACAUAUAUUUUCUCUUUGUGGUUAAAGACACUAUGGCACAAAUAAAAAACCUUAUUUGGUUCAGAAUUGAGGCUUUACAGACGAUGUUUACAAUAGCAUUGUAUUAAAACGCUUGCAGCUGGGCUGAGUCAUGCAAGAUGUGCAAAUAACUGAUGUCAAAGCUCUGAAUGUAAAACAUUUCUCCCCUGAAGGAUACAGUCAGCUGACAAGUCUAACCUGUCAGAAAUGUCUGGGCACUAUGUUGAUGGUGAACUUUACCUGGAAUUAUCACUACAGUAAGGAGUAAAGGAGAUGAACUUAUCUCUGAUGGGACGUGUUGCGCUUCUGACUGAUGGCUUUGCCCGUUGGUCAUGUUGUGGUACAAAUUUUAGCCUGAGAAAUAUUUGUUAUUGCAGAGAAAUAUGUGUUAUUUUAAUUGUGGUUUCAUUGAAGACUAGAAUUUCACAAUGACUUUUAAGCACUAUUGUAAAUAAACCAAAUUUAAAUAUUGAAAUGGAAAUAUAUUGAAAUAAAUCUAUUUUCAAUUUUG